Messenger RNA from Suricata suricatta (meerkat), 1047 nucleotides. RefSeq names its product WAP four-disulfide core domain 8 (gene WFDC8). The transcript has 6 exons. Bases 1 to 957 code for a protein of 318 amino acids. The record is from RefSeq and is a predicted model, not a curated record. Gene Ontology annotation, molecular function: serine-type endopeptidase inhibitor activity. Lineage: Eukaryota; Metazoa; Chordata; Mammalia; Carnivora; Herpestidae. Gene Ontology annotation, cellular component: extracellular region.
AUGCUUGCUACACCACACCCCAGAGCCCUUCGCUACCCCCUGCAGGACCUGGUGAAAUCCUGGGUCUCCUGCCAGGCUCACACUCAGACAUCCAGAGUCAACAUCAUGAAGUGGUUGUUUCUCCAGCUGCUGACACUCUGCUGCCUGGUGAUCUCGCCAGCAGCAGGAAGUUUUAACAACUACGCUGAGUCUCAUCCUGAGCGUCGAUCAAACAUUAUAAUAGAACCGAGACUGAGACGAUGCACGAGGCUUCCCAGUGACCACGAGUGUGGCAGAAAGUGCACACGUGACUGGCAAUGCGAUGUGGGCUAUGAAUGCUGCUAUUCUUUCUGCAAUACUAUCUGCAUGAAUGUCAGAAAAGCUGUGAAACCAGGAGUGUGCCCCCAUGAGAGGAUCACCUGUGAAACUAAAGUCCCAGAUUUGUGCAAAACUGAUGAGCAGUGCAUAGAACAGACGAAAUGCUGUUCAUUCGCCUGUGGGAAGAAGUGCAUGGAUCCGCUCAAAGAACCCUGCCUGCUACCCUUAGACCAAGGAAGAUGUAACAUUAAUAUCACGCACUGGUAUUUCGACAAUAAAUAUCGCCUCUGCAAACCCUUUACCUAUGGAGGCUGCCAUGGGAAUGCCAACAACUUCAUCAGUGAGGAACACUGCACAAUGGCGUGCCCGUUAAUUGUCAAGGAAGGACAUUGCCCACUCUUCCCUUUCAAGAGCCGUAUGAAGUGUUCAGCUCUGUGUAAGAGUGACAUCGAUUGCCCCCAAAGUGACAAAUGUUGUGAAUCCACCUGUGGCUUUGUUUGUGCCAUGGCUUGGACAGCCAAAUCAGGGUUCUGCCCGCACAAGCCUGUGGUGUGUUCCAAGCUGGAAAGACCCAAGUGCCUACAGGAUAAUGAUUGCCCAGUGUCACAGAAGUGCUGUUCCCAUUGUGGCCUGAAGUGUCUGGAACCUCAAAAUGAAUAAUCAGUGGAAAAUUUUAUCAUCAAUGUGAUUAAUUGUGAGUAACAUAAGAAAAAGCUAUCAAUUUUAUCUUCUACCAAUUACCUUGCCAUG